Molecule: messenger RNA, 3159 nt
Organism: Medicago truncatula (barrel medic)
Lineage: Eukaryota; Viridiplantae; Streptophyta; Magnoliopsida; Fabales; Fabaceae
Exons: 4
Coding region: 683-2866 (727 amino acids)
Source: RefSeq, a predicted model, not a curated record
UAAGUUAAAAGAGACCUGAAUCAUCUCAUCUGAAUGCAAUUAAAUUACCAAUUUUCUUUUUAUCAUACCUUUUUUUUACUUGUUGUGUAGGCAAGUAGUAAAACUCUUAUAAUCAUUGAAGUACACAAGAAACACCAACUCCAAAUCAUUUCCAAAGGAUAAAUAAUUUUCCCUUUUCAAGACUUCACAUAAUUGUCAAUGGCUCCAUGAUUAUCAUAGUCUACCUUGUGCUUUUAGAAUGGUGAGAAGAUUCUCUUUCUCAUGUCAUAGCUGUACCACCCACUAAUACAAAAACCAUAGUAUAAAAUCUCUUCAUUCUUUGCUUACAAAAUUCUUUUUUUAUAGCUCAUUGUUGUCUUAUUAACUGUUCUUUUCUUACUUGCUACCAAAUUUACUUUUUUUUUUCAAAGUCUGAAAUAUUUCUCACUGCAUAACUUUGCUUCAUAAUUUUGAUCUUUACAAUUUUGGAAUCUUACAUAGACAAUACAUAUAUUUCUUUAAUUCAGAUUUGGUAUUCCAUCAGUUUCCAGUUUCUAGUUAAAGAAAUUAACUUUUCCAUUGUCCAUUGUUCAACUGGGUCUUGAAGAAAAGUAUAAAAAAAUUAAUUUUUUUUAUAUAUCUUCAAAACCCCAUUUGAGUAUUAGAAGAGUAAUGCAUAUUGAACCUACCAAAGCAACAAAAAAUGGCAAAUCUAGUUCCUGGGGUGCUACUAAAAUUAAUGCAGCACAUGAACACAGACAUAAAAGUUGGUGGUGAACAUAGAUCAUCAUUGUUACAAGUUGUGAGCAUUGUUCCAGCACUAGCAGGUGGAGAUUUGUUUACAAAUCAAGGCUUUUAUGUUAAGGUUUCUGAUUCAUCACAUGCCACUUAUGUCUCUCUCCCUGAUGAACAUGAUGAUCUAAUCCUAAGUGACAAGAUUCAGUUAGGCCAGUUUGUUUUUGUUGAUCGGUUCGAAGCUGCUUCGCCUGUUCCGAUUCUUCGUGGUGUUAGGCCUGUUCCUGGAAGACAUGCUUGUGUUGGAACACCUGAAGAUAUUGUUGCAACUAACUCACUUGGUUUUCUUAGCAAUGCUUCUGAGGUUAAGGUUAAGAGGAAUGGUGUUUGUUCCAAGUCCUCUCCAAUGAAAGUGUUGGAGAAUCAUCAAGAACAAGUUGAUAAGAAAUCAAUGGUUUUAGGUAGAUGUAAAUCUCAGACAGCAAAAGAUUCUGUUGUUGAUUUUGUGAAGAAGGAAAAGUUAACAAGAUUGAAGUCAUUGAAUUCAAGGGCUAUUGUUCCUUCUUCACCCACUAGUUGCUAUUCUUUACCUACUUCUUUUGAGAAAUUUUCUAAUGGAGUUAAGCAACAAGGAAAUAUCAAUGGAGUGGAUAGGCUAAUUGCUAAGGUGGGAGUGGUGGAGACAGGAAAGGGUGUUCGCGGCGUUAGUCCUCUUGGGAAGAGAAUGGCAGUUGGAAAUUCAAUCAGAAAUUUGGUUCAAGGAAUUGAGCUUGGUGCUAAGGCGUUGCGGAAAAGCUGGGAAGGGAACAUGGAAGUUAAGAAUAAUAAAGAGACAUCCAAAUCAAGGGUAUCUUCUAAGUUUGAUUCUAAGCCUGAAUUUCGUAGCACAACUCCUAGGAAAAGUACAUCGAGUGAGAAGUUUACUUCUAAAGAUUAUGAGAGUAAGACACAAACACCAACCAAGUCCUCUAAGGAAGAAAACAAGAUUCAAAAAUCUAUAAAGAAAGUUAAUGGUGAUGGAAUUAUGGAAGAACAAGAAAAGGCAACAAAGCCAAGGAACUCUUUUGGAAAGAAAUCUUCAGAAGCCGGACUUCCUGGAAACUUUGUCAAGGUUUCAAUAAAUAGUAAAAAAGUGACAGAAGCAAGUGUUCAAUGGACUUCACUCCCUUCAUCUAUUGCGAAGCUUGGGAGGGAAGUAAUGAAGCACAGAGAUGCAGCACAGAUGGCAGCAACUGAGGCCAUGCAAGAGGCUGCUGCUGCUGACAGUUUGCUACAAUGUCUUAGUGUAUAUGCUGAGCUAAGUAAUUCUGCCAAGGAACAUAACCCUCAACAUACAAUUGAUCAGUUUUUAACUCUUCACACUAGCCUGAGUAGCGCGAAGAUGAUUUCAGAUUCCCUUUCUAAAACCAUUCCGGAUGGUUCAUCUCCAGAUAAUGAAAGAAUCACAACAGAAGAAGCACAGAAACUCAAAUCAGAUAGACAAAAACUUGCAGCUUCUUGGGUCCAAGCUGCCUUAUCCACCAACCUAUCAUCCUUUUCUGUUUAUAACCGAGAGCCUCAAUCGUCCAAGCUUCCUGUUUCAACUACAAGUAGUUCUCAAAAUCAAAAGAGUGUUCUUGGAAGUAAACCAAUUUUAGUCCUCGAAAAUUCAAGAGAAGACGCUUCAAUGAAAGCUAAUGGAAAAACUCGUCCAGCAGUAGCUAAUUCCAAACAAGCCUUGCAAGGAACUCCGCGCAAACAAGGUGAUGCAAUAUCAAAUCCAAAAAAGCAACUAGGUCAACAACCACUCCAAGAGUGGAUUAGAGGAAAUGACCUUGAUGCGGCGGUUAAUUUAGCCGACAUGCUGCAAUUGCGAUCACGAGACUGGUUUUUAUUGUUUGUUGAGAAAUUUUUGGAUAGUGAUGGAGACAUUGGUUUGUCAAACAAUGGUCAAAUAGCAGGCAUUCUCACUCAACUAAAAAGCGUCAACGAUUGGUUGGAUGAGAUAGGAUCGAGCAAGAACGAGGGAGAAUUGUGCCAGAUACCAACAGAGACAAUUGAUAGGCUCAGGAAGAAGAUAUAUGAAUAUCUUCUUACACAUGUUGAAUCUGCUGCUGCUGCACUUACUUGUGACUCACAGUCACAAUCAACAGAGAUUAAAGGCAAAAGGUGAUAUAUGAAUAUAUGAUGAAGUACAUAGCUUAGCUUAAGGAUGCAUUAUUAUGGUGGCUUGGAGGAAAUUUGGUCACCAAAAAAAAUCAAAAUUCUCUUUUCCACUUUUUUUUUGUACAUAAAUCCUACAUGGGUUUGAGGUAUAGUUGGAGUUCUGAUUAUUUAUUUGGGGAAACAAUAAAUGUGAAAUGUGAGGAUUUUGUUUUGUUUUCCUUUUACAAAGUUAUUGUAUGCUUUGAUGAUAUUUAUACAAAUUGAAACAAUAGAAGAUAUAAGAAGAAACUUUCUUUGUUA